Molecule: messenger RNA, 870 nt
Organism: Pecten maximus
Lineage: Eukaryota; Metazoa; Mollusca; Bivalvia; Pectinida; Pectinidae
Product: ankyrin repeat domain-containing protein 50-like
Exons: 11
Coding region: 1-870 (289 amino acids)
Molecular function (GO): protein binding
Source: RefSeq, a predicted model, not a curated record
AUGACCGAAAAUGUAACGAAAAUUGUCGUUACAGCAUUCAAUUGGGAAUUGCGGCAAGCUGCUGGAUCUGGAAAUAUAUCCAAAGUUCGACAACUUUUGGAAAAAGGAGCAGACCCAAACGAGUAUGAUGUUUUGUCCGAAGCAGCUAGAUAUGGUCACAUAGACAUUGUUAAGAUACUGCUGGAUAAGGGAGCCGACGUAAAUCAGGGAUUGAUGGGUGCAGCUGAAGGUGGUCACAUCGACAUGGUCAAUUUUUUCCUUGAUAGAGGAGCUGAUCCGGCUAAGUCAUAUGCUUUGUCCGGAGCAGCUCAUUGUGGUCACACAGAAAUUGUUAAGAUACUUCUGGAUAAGGGAGCCGACGUAAAUAAGGGAUUGAUGGGUGCAGCAGAAGGUGGUCACAUAGACAUGGUCAAUUUUCUCCUGGAUAGAGGAGCUGAUCCGGCUAAGUCAGAUGGUUUGUCCGGAGCAGCUAGAGGGGGUCACACAGAAAUUGUUAGGAUGCUCCUGGAUAAGGGAGCCGACGUAAAUAAGUCAGAUGGUUUGUCCGGAGCAGCUAGAGGGGGUCACACAGAAAUUGUUAGGAUGCUCCUGGAUAAGGGAGCCGACGUAAAUAAGUCAGAUGGUUUGUCCGGAGCAGCUAGAGGGGGUCACACAGAAAUUGUUAGGAUGCUCCUGGAUAAGGGAGCCGACGUAAAUAAGGGAUUGGUGGGUGCAGCAGAAGGUGGUCACAUAGACAUGGUCGAGUUUCUCCUGGAUAGAGGAGCUGAUCCGGCUGAGUCAGAUGCUUUGUCCGCAGCAGCUAGAGAGGGUGACACAGCAAUAGUUCGGAUGCUCCUGGAUGAGGGAGCCGACGUAAAUGAGGUUAGUUAA